Eimeria tenella is the source of this 219-nucleotide messenger RNA. Its product is annotated as zinc finger DHHC domain-containing protein, putative. The record is from RefSeq and is a predicted model, not a curated record. Gene Ontology annotation, cellular component: Golgi apparatus; endoplasmic reticulum. Bases 1 to 219 code for a protein of 72 amino acids. Gene Ontology annotation, molecular function: protein-cysteine S-palmitoyltransferase activity. The transcript has 2 exons. NCBI's taxonomy places the organism in Eukaryota, Apicomplexa, Conoidasida, Eucoccidiorida, Eimeriidae. Gene Ontology annotation, biological process: peptidyl-L-cysteine S-palmitoylation; protein targeting to membrane.
AUGGGCGACGAAGUCAAGCGGAAGAGGUACUGCAAAGUGUGCAACGUGUGGAAGCCGGACAGGACGCACCACUGUUCGGCCUGCGGCCGCUGCAUUUUAAACAUGGACCACCACUGCCCCUGGAUAAACAACUGCGUCGGCUUUUACAACAGAAGAUUUUUUCUGCAGCUGCUGCUCUAUUCUCUUCUUUGUCUCACCAUUGUGUUUGUCCACACGUGA